AUGGCCAGCAGAAAGGAUUUCUGUCUCCGUGAAUGGGCGCCGCUUACCGAGAUAAUGGACCUUAUACCUGCAGCUCGGCGCGGCUUUUUCCCAUCGAAUCUUAAUGUAACUUGCGUCGAUGCCGUUGAGGAUUUCCUAGCGCUGGGAAGUGACGCGGGAAUUGUCUUUUGGUAUAAUCGUUCUUCGGGCGAAAUGCAGAAGCUCAAAGCUGAGGUAUCCACGCGAAUAACAUGCGUUAAGAUAGUUAAUUCGGUGGAGUAUAUGGUAGCAGCUGGAAGUGCUAAUGGUCAAGUUAGCGUUUUUCAAAUUCAAAAAGAGCUGCCGCCCGACUUGGACCUGGUGGCACCUUGCACACGCAGCAAACCCAUCGAACGCUACACAAUACGGGAUUUGCAUCGCUGCGUAGUCAGUUGUUGUGAGUGGUCCAAAAAUGGCAUGAAAUUGUAUUCGGGUGAUCGACAGGGCGUCGUAGUGCUCACCGAAUUCGACUACCAAGCGCACCUGAGCAAAUCGUUGGAAAUCCUUAGCGAAGCUUAUGAGAUUGUUCAACUGAGUGUGCACCAGAGCUAUUUGCUCGUGGCGACACUUUAUCGUUGCAUAGUUUGCCGGCGUGAUACCAAGACCCACACUUGGCAAAUUACACAAGUGGGCAAGAAGGAUCGUAAGCAGCUAAUCGAUUGUGGAGGAGUCUUCCUUAAGCAAACAGCAACGAAUGACAAUUUGCCACAAAUCAUUUGUGGACGACCCGGACUGCGUUUCUGGAUUGCCGAUGCCAUUGGCAGUGUAUCGAAGACCAUCAUCUUUAACGAAGCCGUCUUGAACAAUCCCACCUGGGAGAUACCUCUACUGAAUCCCAAGCAACGUAGUCAGUCAAAAGCAGCUCCAUCUGGCGCUCAAGCCAGCAGCAGCUGCAGUGAUGCAUUUGUAGCCAGCAAAAACUUUCGUGAGCUGGAUUUGUAUGACGGACACGAUUCGCUAGUUGUUACCCAUGACGAUGUUGCUUUGUACAUUUUAAAUCUCGAGCGCCUCAAAGUCGAGGCAGUGGCGCGAGGUUUUCGAAAAAUCAUUGACUAUUGUGUUUGCGGCAAGGAGAUUUUUGUGCUCGAAGGUGAGCGUUCCCUAUUGCGUCUGGCGCCUUUUCCUGAGCGACCCAAUAAAACAACUACGGUGAUUUUCAAUCCACUACUACCGCCCCCUCUGCCCAUGGCGGGAUCCUCUCAAUAUUCCAAACUGGAUGUGGAGUCGCCGGUGGAGCUGGAAGCGGGGUUAAAUUCAGCAGAGGAAUGCUUUGAGUUACCACCGAUUGAAAAGCUGGACUUGAAUGUGCCCAUUGAGCUGGCAGUGGAGUCGCCAUUGGCGCAACAAAAUCGCCGUUUGGAAAUCUUUCGACGUAUUGGAGAAAUGGAUUUUGAGCAGUCCAUAGUAUACACUAGUGGGACGUUGGGCAACAAAAAGCGAAAACUUCCGGUGGGCGAGCAGAACGUUGCUGCGGGAGGAAUCGUUGAAAUCGGACAGGAGACGCAUGAGCACAAGUUGCCACAGACUAGUGCAGCGACACUAAUGGAAGUUAGUUAUUGUCAAAUGGAAAACAACGGCCUGGUCUCGCCGGUGGACCUCAGAGCAGCUUUCAUGCAGCAGCUGCCCGAUGCGAUGACUCCUACGACGUUACAGAGAACCGUUGCGGAAAAAGCGAAAACGCUGGCAGACGAGCUGGACUUGCCGGAAGUGCAUUUGGGGCCAGCCAGUGCUGAGGAGUUGCAGGCGGCACGAACACCUCAGCUAGUGGGUUCAUUGAUCAACUGUUAUCCCUCUAGACUAGAGGAGGUCAGUGUACAGACGUCGCCGCGCAAAAAGCUCGUCAUGAAUGAUACCACCGACUACAGCGCCGGACAGCCUGUUGAUGGCAUUUGUGCAGGUUCCUCGAAACCGGCCUUGACAUUCGUUAAGACUCAGCCAAAGUCCACAUCAUCGCCCGAUAAGGAGUAUAACAGUUUUCUGCCUGAUUUUCGAUGCGCUGCCGAUCCAUUCCUAAAGAAGGAGGCGCCCGUAUCAGGCGAUUCCAAUACAUCCAGCGAAUGGGAGUUUUUGGAUAAUUAAGAUCUAUAGCCCAGUAUUAUUUAUAUAUUUCUUUAUUUAGUUUCAUUCGAAUUUAGUCUUAUGUUUUGUGUAAGUUUCGUGCACGCUUCUCUGUUAUCCGUAAUGUGUUGUGCUUAAAUUGUGAUUUUCAUAUGU
This is a messenger RNA of Drosophila hydei, 2232 nucleotides long. RefSeq names its product WD repeat-containing protein CG11141. The transcript has 4 exons. The record is from RefSeq and is a predicted model, not a curated record. Gene Ontology annotation, molecular function: protein binding. Lineage: Eukaryota; Metazoa; Arthropoda; Insecta; Diptera; Drosophilidae. Bases 1 to 2097 code for a protein of 698 amino acids.